Molecule: messenger RNA, 2625 nt
Organism: Tribolium castaneum (red flour beetle)
Lineage: Eukaryota; Metazoa; Arthropoda; Insecta; Coleoptera; Tenebrionidae
Exons: 5
Coding region: 157-2574 (805 amino acids)
Biological process (GO): rRNA methylation; maturation of LSU-rRNA from tricistronic rRNA transcript (SSU-rRNA, 5.8S rRNA, LSU-rRNA); maturation of 5.8S rRNA from tricistronic rRNA transcript (SSU-rRNA, 5.8S rRNA, LSU-rRNA)
Cellular component (GO): nucleolus; nucleus; preribosome, large subunit precursor
Molecular function (GO): rRNA (guanine) methyltransferase activity; rRNA (uridine-2'-O-ribose)-methyltransferase activity
Source: RefSeq, a predicted model, not a curated record
CUUUUUGAUAACGCAAAAAGGAUAGUCAUAUGUGUGUUUCGUUUGCCCGACAAGGACAACAAAUUCCGAAUGACAUUCUGUCAAAAGUCAAAAGCCAUGUGUGUUUGCUGAAAACAAAUUAGUUUUUUCGCUUUCCAGAAUUAAAAAAGCGCCAACAUGGGAAAGAAAACUAAAAUUGGGAAACAGCGCAAGGAUAAGUACUAUCAAUUGGCCAAAGAAACCGGUUUUAGGUCUCGUGCAGCCUUCAAAUUGAUUCAACUCAACCGCAAGUUCGAGUUUUUGCAGAAGUCGCGAGUAUGCAUCGACCUGUGCGCCGCCCCCGGGGGCUGGAUGCAGGUGGCCAAGCAGAACAUGCCCGUUUCGAGCGUCAUCAUUGGGAUUGACUUGUUCCCAAUUAAGCCCAUUCCUGGGUGCAUUUCGCUGACUGAGGACAUUACGACCGAGAAAUGCCGCGUCUCGCUCAAGAAAGAGCUGCAGACGUGGAAAGCCGACGUUGUUUUGCACGAUGGCGCCCCAAAUGUGGGCAAGAAUUGGCUGCAUGAUGCCUAUCAGCAGGCAUGCCUGACGUUGAGCUCUUUGAAACUGGCCAGUGAGUUUUUGAAGAAAGGGGGCUGGUUUAUAACCAAAGUGUUUCGUUCGAAGGAUUACCAUUCGCUGAUUUGGGUUUUGAAGCAGUUUUUUAAAAAAGUGCAUGCCACCAAACCACAAGCUUCGCGUAAUGAAUCGGCGGAAAUUUUCGUCGUUUGUCAACACUACAUCGCACCUGAUAAAAUCGACUCCAAGUUUAUGGACCCGAAAUAUGUUUUUGAGGAGUUGGAAAUUGAGCCUAAAGAGAAAUUGAAUAUUUACCAUCCUGAGAAAAAUAAGAAGAGUAAAGCUGAGGGGUACCCCGAGAAUGAUUGGACUUUGUAUCAUAAGAUUAAAGCAUCAGAUUUUAUUAAACACCCUACAGGGAUCGAACUCCUAGAAGGGGCUUCUGAGAUCGUUUUUGACGUUGAAGAAAUAACAAAUCACGAAAAAACUACAAACGAAAUUAAAGAAUGUUGCAAGGAUAUUAAAGUUUUGGGAAGGAAAGAUUUGAAGAAGCUCUUGGCUUGGAAGAAGGCAUUGAGUGAAGAGUUUUCUGAGAAGAAAAAUGAACCUGUUGAAGAAGAGGUUGAAGAAACUGUGGAGAAAAGUGACGACGAGGAUGAUUUGAAGGACGUCCACCAACAAAUAUUGGAACUUGAAAGUGAAGAGCAGCGCGAAUUGAAGCGAAAAAAGAAAAAAGCUCAAAAGGAGCGCAAAAAGCUGAACGAAAAAUUAAACUUGAAGAUGGUCUUGAAAGGUGAUAGUGGCCCCACAAUGGAAAGUGACGGCAUGUUUGAACUAAAACAAGUAACAAGCACCAAACAGAUGAAGAAAAUUAUUGAUCAAACGCCUGAUACUCUUGCUCAAUCAGACAAUGAAGAAGAUGAAAUCAAAUCAAAAUAUUUGCGUUAUAACAAGGACGAGCAACAUUUGAGUAGUUCAGGAUUGUAUUAUAAAGAUUCAGAUUCUGAGUUGGAAAUGGAAAGCGAGUCUGAGGACGAAGAUGGGAAAAUUAAGGAAGGUCUAGAUUUAAGCGAUAGCGAAAAUAGCGAUGUGGAAGAACAGAAAACUAAAUCGAAAACGAAACCAAAACAUCCUCUCAUAACGGACUUGGACCACAGAAGUAAGGAAGAGAAAAAAGUGCACAAAGCCGAAAUGUGGUUUGAAAGAGACGCUUUUAAGAAUCUAAUAGACGAGAAAGACGAAGACGCUGAUUUGGACCGACUGGUGAGUGAAAUGAAGAAGAAAGGAGCCAAGAUUAUCGGAGAGGAAGAAGAUGCGAAAAACACAGAGUCGGAUAGUGACUACAGUUCGGAUUCAGAUGAUUCCGAAUACGAGGAUUUUGAGAAACUUGCCCCUAAAAAUAACGUAAAGAAGGACGGUUUUGAGAUUGUCCCCGAGGGGCAAAAAGUAGGCAAGAAACGUAAACAUAAAUUAACUGAGAAAGAAUUGGCGUUGGGUACGCUAAUGAUCAACAGCAAAAAAACAAAACGUGACAUAAUUGACGCCGCUUGGAAUCGUUACGCUUUUAAUGAUGACAACUUGCCUGAUUGGUUUGUCAAAGAUGAGGAGAAACAUAUGAGGAAAGAAGCUGCGGUUCCCAAAGAGUUGGUUCAAGAUUACAAGAAGCAUUUGGAGGAGUUGAAUGUGCGUCCGAUUAAAAAAGUGAUCGAAGCCAAGGCAAGGAAGAAGAAGAGGGCGUUGAAGAAGUUGGAAAAAGCAAAAAAGAAGGUUGAGAAUUUAAUGGAUAAUGUUGAUGUGACGGAUCGAGAAAAGGCGCGACAAAUCAAACAGUUGUACAAAAAGGCGAGACAGGAGCCGAAAAAAGAGGUGACUUACGUCGUGGCUAAGAAACACAUGGCUGCUAAAAAAAUGAAGCGGCCGGCUGGAGUAAAAGGGCGUUAUAAAGUGGUGGACGCACGUAUGAAAAAGGAUUUGAAAGCACAAAAGGCCAAGCUAAAAACCCAAGGCAGGAGGAAGAAAAGCAAGGCUAAGAGCAAGUGAUCAUAGAGUUACAUAAUUUCUUGUUUCAAUAAAAUACAUUUUUAUUGGUUU